Messenger RNA from Sebastes umbrosus (honeycomb rockfish), 5688 nucleotides. Its product is annotated as protein diaphanous homolog 3-like. NCBI's taxonomy places the organism in Eukaryota, Metazoa, Chordata, Actinopteri, Perciformes, Sebastidae. The record is from RefSeq and is a predicted model, not a curated record. Gene Ontology annotation, cellular component: actin filament; cytoplasm. Gene Ontology annotation, biological process: actin cytoskeleton organization; actin filament polymerization. Bases 364 to 4017 code for a protein of 1217 amino acids. The transcript is spliced from 28 exons. Gene Ontology annotation, molecular function: microtubule binding; small GTPase binding; actin binding.
CCUCAUUGCGCGGGUCUGUCAAAAAAAAUAUCUGCCUCAUAAAUGUCUCGAGCCAACGCCUCAGCUCCAUGUGAUAAUAAUCCAGCUUUCAUAUUAAUGACCGGAUAAACGUUGUCAGUGGAGAGAAAACUGGUAUGUUUGUAUGCAGCAGUUCCUUCUGUUAGAGGAAGCGUUAUAACCUUACGUGACAGUCCACAAAUUGGAUUAGCGCUAAGUAAAGCCACCUUAGUUUAGCAAACUUGGUAGCUAGGUAACGUUAGCUGAACGGUUGCUACGCUACGCAUGGACCUCUCUCUUCACCAUUUCAGUGUAGUCUAUGCUAACAUAACGUUACAGUACUAAGUCUUUAGUUAGGUCAACAACAUGGAUAGUUACAGUCAGAGGUUUGACUCCACUACCGGACGAGACAGUAAAUCUCAAAAGAAGAAGGGUUCAUCCAACCAGAACUCAUGUUACGACGAUGGAGACCGCAAACCAAAGUUUCACUUACCCUUUAGAAACAUCACAGACGAUGUGCUGGACAGAUUCGCCAGUAUUCGGAUUCCGGGUAGUAAAAAGGAGCGACUACCCUUAUCAAACUCUAAACACAAUACCAGUGACUGGUCCAUUUCUUCAUCGUCCACCUCGCACCAGUUUGAGGAACUUUCGUCAAAGAUCACCUCAGAAAAAGAGAUCUUGGCUCUGUUUGAAAAGAUGAUGGAGGACAUGAACUUGAAUGAGGACAAAAAGACUCCUUUGAGAGAAAAGGACCUCAACACAAAGAGAGAAAUGGUCAUCCAGUAUGUUUUUACUGCCUCUAAAACUGGCAACUUAAGAAGCAGCCAUCAGAUAUCUCCCCAGGAAUUCCUGGGAGAACUGAAGUCAGGGGUGAUGGACGAACGUCUCUUUGCCUGUCUAGACUCAUUGCGAGUGUCCCUCACCAGCAACCCUGUCAGUUGGGUGCAGAGCUUCGGGCAUGAGGGUCUUGGAUUGCUGCUGGACGUUUUGGAAAGGUUGCUGCUCAAGAAACAGCAAGAGAAGAUUGACAAAAAGAAUCAACAUAAAGUUGUCCAGUGUAUCAAAGCCAUCAUGAACAAUAAGUAUGGCUUGGAUCGAAUCCUCGGGGAGGAGAAAAGUCUUGCAUUACUGGCAAGAGCCAUUGAUCCCACCCAGUCUGCCAUGAUGACUGACGUGGUAAAGCUGCUGUCAGCCAUCUGCAUCGUGGGCGAAGAGAACACUUUGGAAAAGGUCCUUGAAGCCAUCACCACAGCAGGGGAAUGGCGAGCCAUCGAGAGGUUCAGUCCCAUUGUGCAGGGACUACGAGAUCGUUCGGUUCAAUUACAAGUGGCAUGCAUGCAGCUCAUCAAUGCACUAGUGACGUCCCCUGAUGAGCUGGACUUCAGGCUGCACAUCAGAAAUGAAUUUAUGCGCUGUGGCCUGAAAGAGAUAUUGCCGCACCUGACAGCCAUCAGGAACGAGGCCCUUGACAUUCAGCUAAAGGUGUUUGAGGAGCACAAAGAAGAGGACAUGAUAGAGUUCUCUCAUAGGCUGGAAGACAUCAGGGGCGAGCUUGAUGAUGUGGGGGAUGUGUUCAGUAUUGUGCAGAGCUUGGUGAAGGACAGCAGUGCAGAGCCCUAUUUCCUCUCUAUACUGCAGCACCUGAUGCUUAUACGCAACGACUACUUGGUCAGGCCCCAGUACUUUAGGAUCAUUGAGGAGUGUGUGUCUCAAAUCGUGCUCCACCGUAGUGGCACUGACCCAGACUUCAGUUACCGCAAGCGCCUGGAUGUGGACUUCAGCCACCUCUUAGAGGUGUGUGUCGAUAAAGCUCGAUCUGAUGAGUAUGAACAAAGAGCUUCAGAACUGGCACAGAAGUUUGACGACGAGUUUCUAAGCAGACAGGAGGCACAAGCUCAGCUGGUUAAGUGUGAUGAAAAAAUAACUGAACUCCAAGCAGAGCUGCAGGCCUUCAGGUCCCAGUUUGGAGCUGUACCUGUGGCUCUGUCCUCUGCCCAGGUCGGACAGGCGUCCGCUUCCUCAGCAUUCCCAUCUGGGCCUCCACCGCCUCCUCCACCGCCUGGGAUGCCAGCCCCCCCUCCUCCACCUCCUCCACCUCCUUUACCUGGUUGUCCUAUCCCACCUCCCCCACCUGGAGUGCCUCCUCCAUUUGGUGCCCCCCCUCCACCUCCUCUAGGGUUUGGGGGUAGUCUAGGCUCCCCCACCCAACAAGUGCUGCCUUAUGGCCUCAGGCCUAAGAAGGAUUUCAAGCCUGAGACCGCCAUGAAGCGCCUCAACUGGUCCAAGAUUCGUCCCCAGGAAAUGUCAGAGGGCUGUUUCUGGGUGCGGGCUGAUGAGAAACAAUACGCAAAACCAGAAUUACUCUCCAGAGUUGCUCUCACUUUUGGUUCACAAAGAACAGCCAAAAAAGAAGAGGAGGAUCUGGAGGAUAAGAAAUCCAUAAAGAAGAGAAUUAAAGAGCUCAAGGUGCUCGAUCCUAAGAUUGCACAAAAUCUCUCCAUCUUCCUGGGUUCCUUCCGUAUGCCUUAUCAGGAAAUCCGUCGGAUGAUAGUGGAGGUGGAUGAGGAGCAACUCACUGAACCUAUGAUCCAGAACCUUGUGAAUCACCUACCGGAGCAGGAGCAGCUGAACGCCUUGGCCAAGUAUAAAAAUGAAUACGCAAAUUUGUCAGAGCCUGAGCAGUUUGGGGUUGUGAUGAGCAGUGUGAAGCGGCUGCAUCCUCGCCUCAGCCACAUCCUCUUCCGUCUGCAGUUCGAGGAGCAGGUAAACAACCUGCGUCCAGACAUCCUGGCUGUAAACGCUGCUUGUGAUGAGGUCAGGAAGAGCCGCUCCUUUGGCCGACUGCUGGAGCUCGUGCUGCUGCUGGGGAAUUACAUGAAUGCAGGCUCUCGAAACGCCCAGUCAUACGGCUUCGACCUCAGUUCACUCUGCAAGCUAAAGGACACGAAGUCAGCGGACCAAACGACCACAUUACUCCACUUCCUGGCGCAAAUAUGUGAGGAGGAAUUUCCAGAUGUGAUCAAGUUUGUUGAAGACCUGGAACAUGUGGACCGAUCUAGCAGAGUGUCUGCAGAGAAUCUGGAAAAGAGCCUCCGGCAGAUGGAGAGGCAGCUGCUGCAGCUGGAGAGAGACUUGGAGACUUUCAACUCCCCCGAUGACCCCAACGACAUGUUCCUCACUAAAAUGGCUAGCUUCAGCAAGGUUGCCAGGGAGCAGUAUGGCAAGCUGGUGAUAAUGCACAGCAACAUGGAGACGCUCUAUCAGAACAUGCUGGAGUACUUUGCCGUUGAUCCCAAGAAGACCUCUGUGGAGGAGCUGUUCACUGAUCUCAGCAACUUCCGUGCCAUGUUCACUCAAGCACUGAAGGAAAACCUGAAGCGGAGGGAGUCAGAGGAGAAGCAGAGGAGAGCACGGGCAGCGAAGGAGAAGGCUGAGCGUGAGAAGCAGGAGAGACAGCAGAAGAAGAGGAGGUUGCUGGAAGUCAAUGCAGAGAAUGAUGAGACAGGCGUGAUGGAUAGUUUGCUGGAAGCCCUACAGUCAGGAGCUGCAUUCAGAGACCGCAGGAAGAGAGCGCCAAGACCCAGAGAUAACCAGCAGAAGACGAUCAGCCCCAGCUCCUUCCGCCAGGUUCUCAGGCCUGUUAACCAUGAAAACAUCAAGGCACCUUUACAAAGGUCUCGCUCUCGGCAGAAUAUAAAUUUAGGCUCAGCGGUGGUGAAAGCUGCCCCUGCCAAGGAGGCCCAUAACGAGUCUGAGGGCCAUCCAUCUGCAGCCCGGGCCAAGGCCGCUGCGUGUUCCGAGUCCGGCCGCAGGUACAGGAACGCCCCGGGUCAGAGCCACUGGCUGGACCGAGAGAGGGUGGUGGAGAGAGAGACGAUUAAGCCGACUGAGAAAAUGACGGAGGUCGAAGCAGAGUUGCCGGCCUCCCAGCCGUCCUCCACCGGUGCUGCGGUCAGCAGCUGUAGCACCAACGGAGAGUCCGAUUUAGAGGCACUCCUGGCCAGACUCAGGGCCUUGUGAGGUGAAAUUACACACAGCAUACAGUAUAUUUGUAAACACAGCCAUUAACACACUCUGAAUGUGACCAAAAAUAUUUUUUUCUUCAACAAUUUUAUAAAGAAGCAGAAAAUGUAGUUAGUAAGACAAAGUUGUGAAAGAUUAAUUUGGCGUAAAUAGUAAGGCAAUCAAAUUAACAUAAAAAAAACAAACAAGGAUUUUUUUAAAAGCAUCAUAAAAAAUUAAUUUAUAUAAAACUAUCAAUGAAUACGAGGACCUUGCUUUCAAUCCUUCUCUAAAAGAAAAUUCAGGCAGGUAGAGCAAAGACAGCUGGAAACACUGGCAAAUAUAAUGUCCUCAGAGGUCAUUUUAUGAAAUAGAUAAUAUAUUUACAAAAGUUGUGGUUUAAUGGAAACACUUUAAGGUCCAGUAUGCAGGAUUUGGCGGUAUCUAGCGGUGAGGUGAGGGGAUUGCAACCAACUGAAGCCUCUCCCGUGUGCAAAGGGUGUUGGAGAGCUACGGUGGCCGACGCAAACUGCCUUCUCUAGAGCAAUUUAGAGCAGAGCCAGUGCGUAGAAAGUGUGUGUACGUGGGAAGUGAGUGGUGAAGCAAAAGAGAGAGAGCGACGGUGACAAGUAACAUUAUCAACUCCUGUAGCUCCUGUAGAAACAUUGCGGUGCAACACGGCGGACUCCGUGGAGAGGACCCACUCCCUAUAUAGAUAUACAGUAAACAGCUCAUUCUAAGGUAACGGAAACACAACGAUUCUUAUUUUGAGGUGAUUAUACACCAAAGAAAACAUACUUAUUAAUAUUAUAUACCAUUUCUGACAAUAGAUCCCCCUAAUUGUUACACACUGGUCCUUUAAGUAUAUUAGUGCCAUACAUUACAGCUCAAAAGAUAAAAUGCAGCCCAAAUAGAUUCAGCAGUCUCUACCUGAUCCUGUAAAGUGCACUGCCAAAAACGUUUAGGCUCUCAUUUAUAUAUUCCUAUCACUGGGAAUAUAACAUAACGUCUUCUCUGAAAGUAAAAGAUGCAAGGUAGCUGAGCACUUUCUUUGUAAUCCAGAAGUAUGCAAUAUUUAAUACAAAUAAUAUCACGUUUCCUUUCACAUUGGCAUUUAAUAUAAUGCUUCUACUGUAGCAUUUAAUUUACACAUUUAUCAUAAUCAUCUUGUCCUACCUGUGUUUUAGUUUCCAAUUACACACCAGUUAUUUUCAUAUGCAUAUUACACUUAAAAUCCUAUAACCUUAUAUCUGCAUUUAUUACUUUCAGUAUUUCAUUAUUUUCUGUGUUUCUUUCAUUCCUUUCAUUCUUCUGUAUUCAAACUUUUGAUCUAAUUGUUUGUACUUUCUAAAAAAAAUGUUAUAAAUCUAUAAAUAUAUAUAUUCACAAAGGAUGAAUACAUACAAUACAUACGCCGUAUGAUACUUUUACAGGUUAGAAGAGCGAUUAGAUGUCACUUGACAAGUUGAUUGUGGUUGUACGAGGCUGCUUUGUCUCCGUGUCACUGCUAGUGAAAACAUUUAUAGACAAAAGAAACAAGUUCAUCCAGCCACACGUUGACCAGAAUUGAUGCUGCUGUUCCUCUCUUCAAUUCCCACCGGAAUCACUCAUAUCUUAAGCAUAUUUUGUUGUAUCUUUAUUUGCUUACUUUUUAUAGACCCAUUUACAAUAAAAUGAAGCAAAAACAAA